This is a messenger RNA of Stylophora pistillata, 533 nucleotides long. RefSeq lists its product as uncharacterized. Gene Ontology annotation, biological process: signal transduction. Lineage: Eukaryota; Metazoa; Cnidaria; Anthozoa; Scleractinia; Pocilloporidae. Gene Ontology annotation, molecular function: protein binding. The record is from RefSeq and is a predicted model, not a curated record.
UGGGGCUGGAUAGAUUGGUGCGUUAAACCCGUCAUGUCACCAAUUAUUGGAUUAGCGUGUAAGUUUAAAACAGAAGAUGUAUCCCAAGUGGCCGUUUUUACAGCUUGUCUACCAGCAGAUACAGAGUUAGGUUCUACAAAACUGCUGAGUGUGUUUUGCAGUUCAAGUAACGCGACACGGAAGCACAUUAAGGAUGAGGAGGGAUUGUUGUUAGAGGAAGAAAGUGCUAGGGGCAACAUGCUACCACACGAAAGGGCUUAUAUGUUUCUUUCAAAGGGUGUGGUUCAGCCGGCCGAGGUCUCGGAUUUGGAAGAUUUUUUUGUCAGGUUUGAAAAGCACGAUUCUAUAAAGAGGAAUUUGAGGGUGCAUGUUGUCGACAAAGGAUGGCUAAAAAUAGAGUUUUACAAGAGCAGAGAAAAGAGGCCAGACAAUCAACUGUGCAAACUAGAAAUGGAUCUCCCCCCUCGAAAAAGAGACAUUGAGGUAAAGAACAACGUUUGAAAGACGUAGCUUGGACCGUCUAACUGACUUGA